UGUGACUUCCUCCCACCGCAGCAGCUGGCAGAGCCGGGGCUGCCCCUUCUGCUGGUGCCUCCUUUCAGCCGCGUCUGUCUGGGGUUCCCUUCGUCUGGCCCCGCCCCUCGGGCUGAGCGGGGCGGGGCCAGGCGGUCCCGGAGGCUGCGGCAGGCCGGACAGCGGGAGCAGGUGGAGGGCUGGCGGCGGUCGAGAUCGUGCUGCCAUGGCUCAGCCUCUGGGUCCAGAGCCUCAGCUCCUACCUCUUCCCUCCUUGCCAGCCCCUGAUGUCUGCCAGACUUUUGCCUCUGCCGGAGCCCCUGCCUGACCAGCUUCCCCUCCCUGUCUGGUUGGGAUUUGGGGGCUGAGCUGUCUGGGGUCCCAGGGCCAACCAAUGCAGUGCCGGCUCCCGCGGGGCCUGGCUGGAGCCCUCCUCACCCUCCUGUGCAUGGGGCUCCUGUGUCUGCGGUACCACUUGAACCUGUCCCCGCAGCGGGUGCAGGAGACCCCCGAGCUGAGCCAGCCGAGCCCGGGGCCCCCUGAGCUGCAGCUACACGAUGUCUUCAUCGCAGUGAAGACGACCCGGGCCUUCCACCGCUUGCGCCUGGAGCUGCUGCUUGACACGUGGGUUUCCAGGACCAGGGAACAGACAUUCGUCUUCACCGACAGCCCAGACAAAGGCCUCCAGGAGAGACUGGGGUCCCACCUUGUGGUCACCAACUGCUCCGCGGAACACAGCCACCCAGCUCUGUCCUGCAAGAUGGCUGCUGAGUUCGACACCUUCUUGGCCAGUGGGCUUAGGUGGUUCUGCCACGUGGAUGAUGACAACUAUGUGAACCCAAGAGCGCUGCUGCAGCUGCUGAGAGCCUUCCCACUGGACAGCGACGUCUACGUGGGAAGGCCCAGCCUGAACCGGCCCAUCCACGCCUCAGAGCCACAGCCCCACAACCGCACGAGGCUGGUACAGUUCUGGUUCGCCACCGGGGGUGCUGGCUUCUGCAUCAAUCGCAAACUGGCUUUGAAGAUGGCUCCGUGGGCCAGCGGCUCCCGUUUCAUGGACACAUCUGCUCUCAUCCGGCUGCCUGAUGACUGCACCAUGGGCUAUAUCAUUGAGUGCAAGCUGGGCGGCCGCCUGCAGCCCAGCCCCCUCUUCCACUCCCACCUGGAGACCCUGCAGCUGCUGAGGACUGCGCAGCUCCCAGAACAGGUCACCCUCAGCUACGGUGUCUUUGAGGGGAAACUCAACGUCAUUAAGCUACAGGGCCCCUUCUCCCCGGAGGAGGACCCCUCCAGGUUUCGCUCCCUCCAUUGUCUCCUCUACCCAGAUACACCCUGGUGUCCUCAGCUGGGUGCCCGAUGAAUCCUGAACUGCUGGGCAAAGGUUGGGCAGAGGCUUCUGGGUGUGCCUUGGCUCGCAAGGUGGCACUGAGGGUCCCUGGCAAGUGUCUUGUGAUAGGCAGUCCCUGGCAGGGCCUUCGGGUAGUUGGCAAGCCCAGGAUCUGGGUGACAAUUGGCACUGAAGGCACCCCAGGCCCCUGGGAGGUGAGUUAGACAGCCCAGGGGACCAGGUGGACCAGGUGAUGGCCAGAGAAGCUCCAGGGGCUAGACUCCCUCAGGAGGCUGAACUGAAAAAGGGUAGGGGGCACUUAGCUGGCCUGGGGCUCAGGGGUCCUAACCCUUUAGGCAGUGACAUGGCCUCUGGGUAGGGUCUGGCCCUUGGCCCUGGCUCAUGUCUCUCAGUUAUUCCCCUGGGGCUCAAGCACUGGGCCGCCCACUCCUGCCUCCCUCGCCUGGGUCCUGAGUUCCUGAAGGGAUAUGGAAAUGAUGGCAGAAUCCAGGGUCUGAAGCACCUGCUGUUGUUGCCAACCAGUCUCCCAAAGCUCCUUGCUCCCCACCCCUUGCUAACAGGACCAGAUUUGGUUUGGAUCCUCAGAAUGCUAGGACCCAGAUGAUGGAGCAUAAUGGGUCCCAGCCAAUCGUGAUGAUCCUUUUUGCUCAUUUCCCAGCCUCCCUUGCUGUUAGGGGUUACCAUGGGACCAGCUCUGGCCAGAGGGAACUAAGCAAAUCCAAUAGAGACAUUUCUGGGGAAGGUUUUGCAGCCCACUCCCCAUCUUCCUGCUGUGAAUGUGGGUGUGAUGGCUGGAUCUGGGGCAGCCACCUUGCUACCAUGAAGGAAAGGCCAAGACAAUCAUCCCAGCUAUUCCCUCCAGCAUCUGGUUCUGUACGAAAAUUAAAUGCUUAUUUGUUUAAGUC
This is a messenger RNA of Cercocebus atys (sooty mangabey), 2232 nucleotides long. RefSeq names its product MFNG O-fucosylpeptide 3-beta-N-acetylglucosaminyltransferase (gene MFNG). Gene Ontology annotation, molecular function: O-fucosylpeptide 3-beta-N-acetylglucosaminyltransferase activity. The record is from RefSeq and is a predicted model, not a curated record. NCBI's taxonomy places the organism in Eukaryota, Metazoa, Chordata, Mammalia, Primates, Cercopithecidae. Gene Ontology annotation, cellular component: Golgi membrane. The transcript is spliced from 8 exons. Gene Ontology annotation, biological process: regulation of Notch signaling pathway; pattern specification process. The coding region runs from base 374 to 1339 and encodes 321 amino acids.